CUCAAAUCCAAUAUGGCCGUUUCUGCAGGCAUCAAGGAGGCAAAAAUUGUUCUUCGCAAGGAGCUGAAACGUCGUUUGGCUGCUAUGUCGGAGGUAGAGAAACAAACAGAAUCCGCUAAAGUCGCUGCAAAGCUGUUCGCAAUGAAAGAAUUCCAAGAAAGCAAGCGAGUGUCAUUGUAUAUGAGCAUGCCCAACGAGGUAGACACCUUUGGAAUUAUGGGAAAAUUAUUCGAGCUGAAAAAGAAGUGCUUUAUACCGCACUACAUCGGCCCAGUUAUGAAAAUGGUUGAAUUGAGUUCAAUGGCGGAUUAUGAGUCGUUGCCACUUACAUCAUGGAAUAUCAAACAGCCUGCGGAUGAUGAUGACCGAGCUGACGCAUUAGAGACUGGAGGCCUGGAUCUUAUUGUGGUCCCUGGUUUGGGGUUUACCAGCGAAGGGGGAAGGCUUGGUCGAGGGAAAGGGUACUAUGACAGUUACAUCAAAAGGUGUACGGAACUUGAACUUAAGGUUCCUGUGACUGUGGCACUGGCAUAUAGUGUUCAGAUUUGUAAGUCUGUACCAAUAUCUGAUCAUGAUAUGAUUAUAGAUCAUGUUUUGUGUGCAGACUGAAUUGUCUUUAAUAAAGGUACAAAGAAGACACAAGUUAUUGAAGUUAAAGAUUUUGAUACAUAAGAUUAAAUAUCAUUUGAUAAUAUUACAAAAUAUUAUUAAAUUAGGUCCUACACAAUCCCUGUGUGUA
This is a messenger RNA of Dendronephthya gigantea, 739 nucleotides long. RefSeq names its product 5-formyltetrahydrofolate cyclo-ligase-like. The transcript has a single exon. Gene Ontology annotation, cellular component: mitochondrion. Lineage: Eukaryota; Metazoa; Cnidaria; Anthozoa; Malacalcyonacea; Nephtheidae. The coding region runs from base 13 to 609 and encodes 198 amino acids. Gene Ontology annotation, biological process: folic acid-containing compound biosynthetic process; tetrahydrofolate interconversion. Gene Ontology annotation, molecular function: 5-formyltetrahydrofolate cyclo-ligase activity. The record is from RefSeq and is a predicted model, not a curated record.